CUGAUUGGCUGGCGGGAGGCAUGAUGCCACCGGGCAGCUCUUUUUAAGAGAAAAGCCAGGACGGCAGCAGAGCAGGACUCUAGCAGAGCUCUCUGUGCUGAGCGGCGGGACGAGCUGAGCUGCGGAGCCGAAGCCAACAUGAGUGAGCGACAAGGAACUGGGGCAACCAAUGGAAAAGACAAGACAUCAGGAGAAAACGAUGGGCAGAAGAAAGUCCAGGAGGAGUUCGACAUUGACAUGGAUGCGCCAGAGACAGAGCGGGCGGCCGUGGCGAUCCAGUCUCAGUUCAGGAAGUUCCAGAAGAAGAAAGCGGGGUCUCAGUCCUAGUCGGGGAGACCUCUUCCUAGUCUGCCCGGAGACACUGAGUCCAACUGUCACCUGUUGAGAAAUUAAAACAACAACACCGUCCAGAGAAGUCAUCCACAUACCACGCACACGCGUCCCGCGAGCCCACGAUGCAUGUACAGAACCCACACUAUUUAUGCCCUCCGAGGCAGGGUAGGCCACGAAGUCGUGAGUAGCUCGACCUCUGUAUUUCUCUCCAUGCCCAAAACCCACCCGCAACCACGUCCCUUGAUGCUGUAAUAAAAGGGAAUUAAGAUGAGA
Molecule: messenger RNA, 606 nt
Organism: Cavia porcellus (domestic guinea pig)
Lineage: Eukaryota; Metazoa; Chordata; Mammalia; Rodentia; Caviidae
Gene: Pcp4
Product: Purkinje cell protein 4
Exons: 3
Coding region: 139-327 (62 amino acids)
Cellular component (GO): cytoplasm
Molecular function (GO): calcium ion binding; calmodulin binding
Source: RefSeq, a predicted model, not a curated record